UGUUUGGGCCAACCUUUCCCCUCAAGUCUCCGUCAGAUGUUAUCGCGAGCGCUGCAUUCGGUCAAGGGUCAUUUUUGGCUUAUACAAUCUGGUGCUGUCUCUUCUUUCUUCUCUCACCACGCCCCCAAAAAGCUAUUUUGACCUCAUCUUCUUAUUAGAUCCCUAUUAUCAAUUCUCUUUUGUACUUUAGACUCCCCGCCAUCCCUACAUGCACUUGCACCACACUUACCGCCACUAUCUGCUCACCACACUCACCGCUUCGCCUUCACCAACAACCGUGUGCCCGUUUCUUCAAGGCACAAUGUCUCACAAAGAGGAAUCAUCGCCGACGGAAUCCCGUGUUGUUUUGAGGACACAGGGUAUGAACGAAGUCUUACCGCGUCAUGAUCUCGACAUGUUCACAUCUGCCGGAACGUAUCCGCACGGGAGUUGGGAGCUCUCUGAGGUCGGUCAGCCUCACCAAUUCCAGGCCGCUUACUGCGUGCGAGAUGCUCAGGGGCAAAAGGUACGCGCGCCAAUGCCGCUGGUCAGCGUCUCCGCAGUCACAAAUCAAGAAGAAAUUUAUCAGCACUGCACAGUCUAUCACUAUGAUCCGACAUGCCAGAGCCGACGUAACACAGAUCACCACCAGACAGCUUCCGUCAUUGGCCAGAACCAACACCAUCUCAAUAAUGCUCUACUACAGGAUCAAAGCAAUUAUCAACCGACAUCAUUGGAUGUCCAGGUGACGGAUCAACAGAACAUCACUUUCGACGUCCAGGCCGAUGAAUUUUCUCGGGGUAGUGCUGCCCUCCUUUCUAGCCCGCCAGCAUAUCCAUCAAUAGCGGCACAGCGCGCGAGUCCCGUGGAAAAAGACGGGGGAAUUACGCGAAUAUCGACACAUGGCUCAAACAUCAUCUGCUUUCCAUCGGAAAACGCCACUAGUGAAUAUCCACGUCGGGAGGAUUCGCUGGUUGUCAACGGGUCUUUCCACAGUAACUCAUACCACGAGGCGCUUCAGCAUUCCGCGGCGGACAAUCUCAAUGGGCUUGGGCUGUUUACUCCCCAAGAAUCACUCGACACGGGCGUCCACGGAGAAAAUUUCACAAUGAACGACUCUUUCACAACCAUGACGCUUUCGCCUCAGACAUUGUCAUUCGAUGAACAGGCAUUCGACGAGCUUUUCCGCCAGAGGCACGAUGCCAACUAUGACUUCGACGAAACCAAUAUAAGAGGCAAUCCAAACGAGGCAGGAGAUGAUUCAGCCACGGCCAAGAAGGAACGAUGAAAUUUUUCCUUGCUUGUUUUUUUUCUCUCUAUUUGUUUGUGUUUAGGCAUGGGAGGCAAAUUGAGAACAGCAAAGAAGGGAAGUUGGGGGCCAUUCUCUGCAAUGGAGCUACUAUGAUGGAGUUCAAAGUAGGUGGAAAGGGCAAACGACCAUUUUUUCAUUCUUCUGAAACAGUAGAGGCCGACCUAAAGGAGCUAGCUGCUGGUCUUCAGCGAUGGGU
Colletotrichum acutatum is the source of this 1487-nucleotide messenger RNA. RefSeq lists its product as uncharacterized. The record is from RefSeq and is a predicted model, not a curated record. Lineage: Eukaryota; Fungi; Ascomycota; Sordariomycetes; Glomerellales; Glomerellaceae. The transcript has 2 exons. The coding region runs from base 209 to 1267 and encodes 352 amino acids.